AUGGUGUCGUUAUUGAAGGUACCAGCUCCUGUGAAAGAAUUAUUUGACAAAUUCCCAGUAGAACAAUAUCCUGCUGUUAAGCAGUUGACUCCAGAUACAAAGAAGGAAAUUGUCAAUAGAAAUUAUAGUUUUUCAGUAUCUUCAGAUGAUAAAACCAAUGGAUUGGUCACAUUUAAACUUGGGACAUAUAAUGUUUACCAUCUAGAUGAUAAUACUGUGCUUGCCACAGAUCCAUUAUGUCUUAUAGCAGAAUUGGCUUUAUCUAUAAAGAAUAAUAUCAAAUUACCAAAAUUAAACAAUGAUAAAUCGGAUUCAAAUAGAAAUUCAUUAUUUUUACUUUCACAUCAUGCAAAUUCUCAAGGUUUUUUACCAAUUUAUGUCGAAGAGGAGAAUCACAAAAAAUCAAAUAGAUUAAUAAAAGAUAGUCAAAGUAUAGAUGAAAUUUUACUUUCUCGUGUUCAAUCAAGUUCAGAAUUAAUGUUAAUAACACUUGUUGAUAAUGUUGUUUAUGAUUUUUGGAUAACGAGUGUUCUUUUUGAAUUCUCUAAAGAAGUUCAACAAGAAAUUUUCACAUUCAGUACAUCAUCUCAACAACAUUAUGUUAAUUCAUGGGGAAUUGAUACAUUAUUAUCUCAAUUAUUGACUAGAAAUGCAUUUGAUUUGAGAAAUCCUGCAAUUACAAAGCAAUAUCAAAAUGAUCCAUAUUCUAUAUUAACUAAAAGAUUACCAAAAUACGGUAAAGCUGUUGAUUUUGAAAAAGAAAGAAAUGGUAAAGAAUUCGCACAUGCAAUGGAGAACUUAAAUAGUAUAUUAGUGAAGAGAGGUACGACUUUUUUCAAUGGUGAUUCUAAACCUGGGUUAUUAGAUGUUAAGAUUGCAAGUUAUAUCACUCUAGUACAAAAGUAUGGACCUGGAACUGUUAUAUAUGAUGUUGUUCAAAGAUAUGAAAGUCUGGUUAAACACGCUGAUUCUGUUAUUCAAUUUUGUUCAUGA
Messenger RNA from Hansenula ciferrii, 993 nucleotides. It is a transcript of the gene SAM35, whose product is annotated as SAM complex subunit SAM35. Lineage: Eukaryota; Fungi; Ascomycota; Saccharomycetes; Phaffomycetales; Wickerhamomycetaceae. The transcript has a single exon. Bases 1 to 993 code for a protein of 330 amino acids. The record is from RefSeq and is a predicted model, not a curated record.